Pelobates cultripes (western spadefoot toad) is the source of this 225-nucleotide messenger RNA. The record is from the annotation of a GenBank genome assembly. NCBI's taxonomy places the organism in Eukaryota, Metazoa, Chordata, Amphibia, Anura, Pelobatidae.
GUUCUCCACCCCCCCCAACUGACUACCCAGACACAUGGGCGCCCAUUAGUACGCAACGAGGACGAUAACAAUAGUCAACAGAGGGCAUCCCACCCUACCACAAAACGGUUAACGAGACGAACCGCAAAUCUCAUACGGCAACCAAUACAGACUUGUCCAAACGAAUCGGGCAAAGGGAAUAAAUCCAAAACAGAAAUCCCUGAACCCCGCAAUAUCGCACGAUAA